CCACCUCCGGGCGCCCCGCUCAGCCUCUUCCGCUGCCGCCGUGGGAAUGGAAACAUCUGGCCCACGUGCCGGAAGCCCGCUCGCGGCGGCGACGGCGGCGCGCCACUCCGUGUCCUAUCGCGCCAAACCCCUGCGGCUGUCAUCGCGAGACGAGCUCGCCGAAAUGGCCGCUUCCAGUCAAGGAAACUUUGAGAGAAAUUUUGAGUCACUGGACCUUGCAGAAUUUGCUAAAAAGCAGCCAUGGUGGCGCAAGCUAUUUGGGCAGGAAUCUGGGCCCUCAGCUGAAAAAUACAGCGUGGCGACCCAGCUGGUAAUUGGAGGUGUCACUGGAUGGUGCACGGGUUUCAUAUUCCAGAAGGUUGGAAAGUUGGCUGCAACAGCUGUGGGAGGUGGAUUUUUUCUCCUUCAGCUUGCAAACCAUACUGGGUACAUCAAGAUUGACUGGCAGCGAGUAGAGAAGGACAUGAAGAAAGCCAAGGAGCAACUGAAGAUCCGUAAGAGCAGCCAGAUACCCAGCGAGGUCAAAAGCAAAGCAGAGGAGGUAGUGUCAUUUGUGAAGAAGAACAUUCUAGUGACUGGUGGAUUUUUCGGAGGCUUUCUACUUGGCAUGGCAUCCUAAAGAGGUCAACUUCACUUCCAUUAUUCCUGUGUUUUCCAGCCAGCAGCCUCUACACUCCAUCAUAGACAUCAAGUAUCUCCUGCUUCUCUUCUUCUGUGCCUUCCUCCUCCCUGCUGCGGCAUAUCUGAAUGGCUUCUAUAGGCAUCUGUCGGUACAAGUUGAUAUGGCCCUACCCUGAGCUCGAUGGCAACGGAAGAGACCAUAGACGUUAGCUCUUCUCCCAGCACACUCCCCACUUGACUAAUCUGUAGGUCAGCAAAAAUGUUCCUUUCCCUCCUCCCAUAUAAGAUACUUAACAGAGCAUGGUAUAAGAUGGCCCAGCUUGGAGGAUGAGUGGAUCCUCAGAGGUUGUCGCAGACUUGCUUUGGAAAGAAAUAAUAAGCAUAUAGAUACCUUAUGUGUUGCAUGGAAAGGAACUGAAUAUAUUUGCCUUUAAGCAUGAAAGACUUGGUAUCUUGGUGUCUACUUUCUUUUUUUUAGUUGCUUUUAGAUUACAGAAAGAGAGCUAUUUAUAUGCUUGCUGUAAUUAUUCUGACCAAAAUGGCAGUAUAAGCACUAUAAUGGAAAAAUCUGAAUAUGGAAUGAACUUGUGCUGAGCUGAAGGUAUUGUGUUUGGAGGGAACGUCUUUAGGGAAACCAACCAAUAGAUACACUGUUGAAUGGUCAAACUUAGUGAAUCACUUAAAGGUGUUAAGAUACUAUCCAGGGAUGUAUUCCACCAUAAAGCAACUCAUGGCUAUUUCCACAGGGUUUUUUCAUGGUGAAAUAAGUGACUUUAGGUGGGAGAUGGAAGAAGCUCUUGGAUUUUUAUCUCAUAGGAACGGUUUUAAGCUUUGAAACGUUAAGUAUUAUUUACCUCUUGUCAAAACUUUAGGGGUAGCCAUAGUUCCUGUGUGAAAUUCUACUACUUCUCUACCUAGUUGGUAUGAAAUAUCUCACAUUUGAGCCACAGUUUUAAAGAGCUGGCGUUCCAGGCAUUCAGAGUGGAGAACAAUAGCAGCGACAUGUGUGAAGUAAAUUAUUGCCAUCUUCCAACAUAACGUGCUGUGUCAGUGACCCCACCUCUUCGAAUUAUUCUUCAAAAUAAAAGUUUACAGACACAUA
Molecule: messenger RNA, 1723 nt
Organism: Lynx canadensis (Canada lynx)
Lineage: Eukaryota; Metazoa; Chordata; Mammalia; Carnivora; Felidae
Gene: FUNDC2
Product: FUN14 domain containing 2
Exons: 5
Coding region: 47-619 (190 amino acids)
Biological process (GO): autophagy of mitochondrion
Cellular component (GO): mitochondrial outer membrane
Source: RefSeq, a predicted model, not a curated record